Molecule: messenger RNA, 1506 nt
Organism: Rotaria sordida
Lineage: Eukaryota; Metazoa; Rotifera; Eurotatoria; Philodinida; Philodinidae
Source: the annotation of a GenBank genome assembly
AUGGCUAAUAUUGAGGAUACUUGUAUAUCAUUAACUAAUCCUAUUGAAGCUGAUUCUUCAUCGGCUACUAAACUGAGUGAUUCGCUGGAUAUAGUUAUAUUACCUUCUACAACGACAAUUACUACUAAUUCAAAUGUUUCCAACAACAAAGAAAUUCAUCCAAGAAGUGUUAAAAAACAAAAGAUUGCCGAUAAUAUACUAUUAUCUAACAUCAGUCGUCGACUAGCCAUACGAAAAAACUUACAUAAACGACUUUCUUUCGUAACUGAUAUCAUGUGUUUUCUUGGUAUUUUGGGCAUUAUUCUUAUGAUUAUUGAAAAUGAAAUAAAAUUUUCACAAAUCAAUAAUAAUGAUACCAUGUCGAGUUGGUGUAUCAAAAUAGUUAUUAGUUGUUCAACGAUUAUUCUCAUUGGAUUUAUCUUUCAAUAUCAUCGUUUAAAGUUAUUUCUCUAUGCUGUUAAUAAUUCAAUUCAAGAUAGUCGUGUUACACUCACAAACAGAAAAAUAUUUUUAAUUAUACUUGAAAUAUUGAUAUGUGCUAUACAUCCUGUACCUCACUCUAUUCCUCCUUAUUUGAAAGCAUCAUUAAAUAAUAUAGAUUCAAAUUCAUCCACAUCUACUCCUUAUAUUUUGUCUUAUAUAGAUAUCGAUGUGGCACUUGGUUUACCAAUGUUUGCUCGUUUUUAUUUGAUUUGUCGUUCAAUUGUAUUUCAUUCUCAUCUAUUUCGUGAUUCAUCAUCACGAUCUAUUGGUUAUCUUAAUAGAGUAUCAAUUGAUUUCUUGUUUCUUAUUAAAACUUAUCUUGAACAAUGGCCGAUAGGUUGUUUAACGACACUUUGUUUAAUUUUCUUCAUUGUUGGAAGUUGGUGUUUACGUGCAUGUAAUUAUUUACCAACCAAUGAACAUGUAUCGUUUCUCGAUUCAAUGUGGUUAUUCGUUGUAACAUUUACUACUGUUGGGUAUGGAGAUUUUACACCAUCCACAUAUUGUGGACGAAGUAUUACUGCUAUAAUCAGUAUGGUUGGUGUCUUUUCUACUGCUCUUGUUAUUGCUGUUCUGGCACAACAACUUCUAUUGGAUCGAUGCGAAAAAUAUGUGCAUAAUUUUGUAAUGAAUAUUGAAUUGGCAAAAGAGCACAAAAUACAAGCAGCAAAUGUUGUUAAAUUUGCAGUAAAAGUUUGGUAUAUAGAAAAUAAAAAUAUAUCUUUAUCAUCUAUUCGAUAUCUUCAAGUACGACGACGACUAUUUCAAGCAAUACAUUUGGUUCAACAAGUUAAACAAGAACGAGGAAAAUUAAUUGACAAUCGUAUUGAUCAAAUCGAUCUAUUAACUAUGCAGCGUAAAACAAAUGCUCAAACAUAUGAAACUAAAGAACAAUUGAAGACAAUGAAAGUUAAAAUUGAUAACAUAGAAGAAAAACUUAUUGAGAUGAACACGAAUAUAAACAAUACAGUGAACGAUAUACAAAAAACAUUGAAUAUCUUGUCGGCAGAAUUUUUAAAAUAA